Molecule: messenger RNA, 3588 nt
Organism: Phymastichus coffea
Lineage: Eukaryota; Metazoa; Arthropoda; Insecta; Hymenoptera; Eulophidae
Product: high affinity cAMP-specific and IBMX-insensitive 3',5'-cyclic phosphodiesterase 8
Exons: 19
Coding region: 52-2577 (841 amino acids)
Biological process (GO): positive regulation of ERK1 and ERK2 cascade; signal transduction
Molecular function (GO): 3',5'-cyclic-nucleotide phosphodiesterase activity
Source: RefSeq, a predicted model, not a curated record
AUUGGCUUAAUCUCGGUGAUCGCUCGAUCAUCGGAUCUAAAUGGCAAACCCAUGUCAUCCGUCAGAGGCAGUUCAAGUUUGUCGAACGACGACGCGGGAGACGAUCUACAGCAGGCGAGCUUAUUCAACGGACAAGACACCAAUGGCAAUGACUCGGCAAACUCUAAAGAAGAAAAGUUCCUCAUGGAACACAGAAAUUCGAUUGAAGAGGUUGACUGGCUUCAAGUCAAACGGCCUAGUGAUGUGGGGUGUGACUGGCUGACAAGCAGUGCCCCUUCAGAACACGUGAAAGUGCUACUGGUAUUCCCACAAGACGAUCGGCAGUCCGAGUUAUUGAGUUUAGCAUGCGAUCAACUGGGAUGGCGAGUGUCGGGCGCGCGAGAUGCCGAACGAGCACUCGAUCUUUUCCAAGCUCAUUACCACGAAGUCGUUGUUGUCGACCGAAGGGGCUUACACUGUCAGCCAGCAGACGAUAUAUGCAGAGCUCUCAACAAUGUUCAUCACAGACGCGCUACGACCAUCUUAGCUCUCGUCAAAUGCUCAUUCUUCGUGUCGCCCGAGCAACACGGCCAGGCUACUCUGCGAAUACUCGACGCCGGGUACAACCGGGCGCUCGUGGAAUCGUCGAGUAAAGAGAUCCUGACGAACGAGCUGAUCGGGAUCUAUGCGAACGAGGUACAACCGAAGCAGCAGCUCGCGGUGGCUCAUUCUCUCUACUUGGCUGUGCACCGGUGCCGUGAUAUGGUGCACGUGACCAACGACAGACAUUCGAUCCAGUUUGCAAACGAAGUGAGCGAGAAAUUGCUGGACUACAAGUUGGACGAGCUGCUGAAUAGGAAUAUCACGGAGAUCGUUACGUGCGACAAUUUCACGCUGAUGAAUCAACAGUUGCAGAAGGGUCACGAGUUUCACGGGAACAUGAAUUGCAAGAGGAAGAGCAACGGGACCAUCACGAUCAGCUCGAAGAUUAUUCCGUUUUGCGCUUACGGCAAGAGAGUGACGCAUCACGUCUAUAUCUACGACACGACCUACCUAUUGGAAAAUUUCGAAGUCAGUCACGCGCAUCAACCUCAUCCCAUGGCACACCUACAUCCUAGGGGCAGCUCGCACUCUUUGCGAUCUUUCGACGUGGCCUCUAUCAACAGCGACCUGCAAAGGAGAUCUAGCGUGGCAAAACUACACAAUCUACCUCUGGAAGCUCCAAUUACGAAGGUCAUAACGCUCCUCCAUACGGCAAUGACAGACACAGUCAAUCCCGACGUCGCGACGCAAAUUGACAAAGCGAUCGAGAUACUGAAGACCACGGAACUUUAUGCGCCUUACGUUCGCGAAGAUGAUGAACUGUUCAACGAUCCUGUCGCUUCUGACCUCAUAGGAGCACUUAUUUCGGCGCCGCAGUACGCAAGGGAUUCGCGCAGAUCUUCAAAUGAUUCAUCAGGGCGUAUAUCCCAAGUUCAAAGAAUACUUCAUCAACAGCCUUCGAAACUUACGUCUAAAAGUCUCAGAGUCCCACGCGAUAUUGAAGUCUUAUUAGAAACUUGCUGGGACUGGAGUUUUGAUAUAUUCAAACUGGAAUUGCUAUCUGGCAGAAGGCCACUCUAUUAUCUAGGAAUGCACGUGAUGAACGCGUUCGAAGCGCCAUCACACUUGAACUGCAGUGAAAGGACAUUGCAAAAUUGGCUGACGGUCGUAGAAGUGAACUAUAAUGCGAACAACAGUUACCAUAACUCGACUCAUGCGGCCGAUGUUCUACAAGCGAUUGCUCGGUUUAUGCGUUCGGAAAAGCUGAAGGUACUUUUAGAUCCGUUGGAUGAAAUUGCAGCUCUGAUCGCUGCCGCCGCGCACGACAUCGAUCAUCCCGGAAAAUCCAGUCAAUUCCUUUGCAAUUCCGCGAACAAGUUAGCUAUCCUCUAUAAUGAUCUUUCCGUACUCGAGUCUCAUCAUGCUGCAUUAACGUUCAAAUUGACUUUGUCAGAUGACGACGUUAAUAUUUUCAAGAAUUUAGACACGGAAACAUACAAGAUCCUAAGACAAAAUAUCAUAGAUAUGAUUUUGGCUACCGAGAUGACCAAGCAUUUCGAACAUUUGGCUAAGUUUGUCAAUGUUUGCAGUAUAAGAACUAAUGAAUCACCCUCCGAGCCUUUUUCAGAUCAAGCGGAUUCUACGGUACUUAUGCUUCCAGAUAACGUGUCUCUCGUGAAAAGAAUGAUGAUAAAAUGUGCGGACGUUUCUAAUCCUACGAGGCCGCUAAGAUAUUGCAUCGAAUGGACGAAACGAAUUGCGGAGGAAUAUUUUAGACAAACUGACGAAGAAAAAAGAAAAAAUCUGCCCGUCGUCAUGCCGAUGUUUGACAGAGCUACCUGUUCUAUUCCAAAAUCGCAAAUUGGUUUCGUUGAUUUCAUCAUCAAUGACAUGAUGGAAGCUUGGAAUGCCUUUAUAGAUUUACCAGAAAUCAUUGAUUAUAUGAAACAAAAUUAUGAAAGUUGGAAAGAAUAUAAUGAACGUGGAAUCUCGACUCUGCAAGACGUAGAAAAGCUGCAACAGUCACCGGAUCUACAAAUACCUCAAUCUACCUGAUAGUGCCUUCUCGUCUUCAUACGUUUAUAGAUUAUUGAAUGUCAUCAAAAAAUAACUUGAUGUAAUUUUAAUCAAUAGAAAAAUGUUAAAAAAUGUUUAUUAUUGUAAAAAAUAAAACUACUGUUGUUGAAACUUGCAAAUAGAAGUAUAAUAGUAUGAAAUGAUUACCUUUCGUUUCUUCUUCUUCGAUAUUGUAAACAAAAUCAUGUAAAAGUUAAUUAUUAGGAGAAAGUUUGAAAUAAAAAAGGAAUGUAACUUUUACUUUUAAUUAGUAAGCUUGUGGUUAAAAAGUAAUGAGAAUUUAACAGUGAAAGUCGUUAUUUUCUUUGUUGGAUUCAUCUUUAUUAUCUUUACCUUUUCUGAAUAAACAGUUCUACAAAACUCUUGUCUCAUUUCUUUGUUUUUUUUUGUUUUAUUUUUUCUUUUUCGUUUGUUUGUUUAUUAUUUUUUUUUUUUUUUUAUUGUUUUACAUUUAUUUUUUUUAUUGUUUCACAUGUAAUUGAUACCAAUUUAUUAUGGAUCAUAGCCUCAUAAAUCGUAAAUAAGGGUUUCUGAAUGUAUAAUUUUAUUGUUCUUUGCGAUCUUUUGAAUGUGUCAAAUACAGAUCUAAUAUCAAUUUGCAGGUCUACAGAGAUCUUUUACAUGUUGCCCGCGUAAACGCUUUAGCUUAAUAAUUUUCCAACACAUUAGACUCCUCCCUCUUGAUCAAUUAAGCGAUUAACCGACUGUAAUUAAUCACUACCAUAGGAAUGCACAUGCAGUGAUGAAGAUUAAGUUUAAGAGACAUCAAACGUGUGAAUAUUUUUCUUAUUUUUUUUAAAGUGCUUAAUUCAGCAGAUUACCAAGUUACAGACCCUUUGAUCGAUUGUUACAUCUUAACUGUUGGAACCAAGUUCCUUAUUUAUGAGUUUUCUUUUACUUCUCUGACGUGGUUUCUAUUUUGGAUAUAAGAAUCGCUGACUCACUGCUCUCGAUACAUUGUAAGAGAUUGUAAUGCGUUUGCAGAUACAU